Molecule: messenger RNA, 522 nt
Organism: Vicia faba (fava bean)
Lineage: Eukaryota; Viridiplantae; Streptophyta; Magnoliopsida; Fabales; Fabaceae
Source: the annotation of a GenBank genome assembly
AUGUUCACCGUUAUUGAGAAUUCUUCGUGGUGUCUUGGUAAUGGUAGCUCCAUUAAUUUAUUGUUCGACAAUUGGUGUGGCCAACCGUUGUAUGUUCAUAGAGAUUCUCUAAGAUCUUUUGAGGACCAUCCGUCGGACAAGAGAUGUUGGAAGAAUUCCGCUGAUGGGGAUUUAACUUUAAAUAUUGCUUAUGACUUCAAACGACAUAGGGGUAAUAUGGAUGCUAAAUGGAGUUUGAUCUGGAACAAAUUGAUUCCUCCAUCAAAGUCUUUUUUGGCAUGGAGGCUUUUUCACCAUAAGAUGCCAACAGAUGAUCAUUGGAAGAACAAGAGUUUCUCCUUCCCUUCUCGUUGUUCUCUUUGUGGGCGUUCGGAGAAAAUGAAAACUCAUCUUCUUUUCUACUGUGAUUAUGCUCACAAACUUUGGAGUUGGCUAAAAAAUAUGUUGAACAUUUCGUCCUCUUCUCUCGGUUGGGAUGUUUUAUGGAAAAUUCUCAACUCAGACGGGGCUACCCAAUAUUAG